AUGCUGCCCAAGGAUGUCAGUAGUGACGGUGGUGGAGCAGGUAACAGUGUGAUAGCACAGGCAGGUAACAGUGUGAUAGCACAGGCAGGUAACAGUGUGAUGGCACAGGCAGUUAACAGUGUGAUGGCACAGGCAGUUAACAGUGUGAUGGCACAGGCAGGUAACAGUGUGAUAGCACAGACAGGUAACAGUGUGAUAGCACAGGCAGGUGACAGUGUGAUAACACAGGCAGGUAACAGUGUGAUAGCACAGACAGGUAACAGUGUGAUAACACAGGCAGGUAACAGUGUGAUGGCACAAGCAGGUAACAGUGUGACAGCACAGACAGGUAACAGUGUGAUAACACAGGCAGGUAACAGUGUGAUGGCACAGGCAGGUGACAGUGUGAUAACACAGGCAGGAAGUGUGUUGACCUGGCACAGUGCCAAGGGACGGCACAGCACCCUGUGUGUUCCAACGGCCACCACUGGUGCUGGUGCUGAGCUCUCCAGUCUGGCAUCAAGGAGCGUUACAGAUCAAAAGAAGAAGAGGAAGGAAGUCUCUGAGGAAGACUCAUCAUCAUCGCUCCAGUCCAGUACCCAGGCCGAGACCAAGAGCUGUGGGGUUGCUGUGCGGCACAACGAGCGUGGGCUGCAGUGUGACAGCUGCCAGGUGUGGCACCACGUCAAGUGUGAGCAGGUGGAGGAUGGGGUGUACGAGGCGCUGAAGAGGCAGCAGGGCACCCUGUGGUUCUGCACACCCUGCAACCCCAAGGGUGACGGUGAAAAUUGA
Eriocheir sinensis (Chinese mitten crab) is the source of this 771-nucleotide messenger RNA. Its product is annotated as merozoite surface antigen 2-like. The record is from RefSeq and is a predicted model, not a curated record. The transcript is spliced from 7 exons. Bases 1 to 771 code for a protein of 256 amino acids. Lineage: Eukaryota; Metazoa; Arthropoda; Malacostraca; Decapoda; Varunidae.